AUGUUUCCGAACUCGGACAGCGCCCAGCCUGACCUGCACAGCGACAGCAGCAGCAGCAAAAGCUACAACAAUGCCGACAGCAAAUAUGAGAUACGCGGCGUUGCUGGUGAACCAAAUUACAAAUCGGUGAAUCUGACCUGGGAAGUUGAGAUCGUGACGUCGGCCCAUGACACAGAUACGAAUGCCAAUACCAAUACGAAUACGAAUACAAUUACCGAUGCGAAUGCCAUUGUGAAUGGGAAUGGGCAUGGGCAUGGCGUGACAAAUAUGACCAUUGCCAGCACUAUGGAGCCACCCAAAGCCUUUCAGAUCUUCUACUGUGAAAUGCAGAACUAUGGACCGCAGCGAUGCCGCGUCAAGCUGGUGAAUGCCACCGCCGCCGAGCUGCCCACACCUGGGCAGGAGUAUGUCGACACUCAAGUGCAGCACUUCGCCGCCGCCGUGGACAAUCUGAGAAUGGCCACCCGGUACAGCUUCCACAUACGUCCAGUGCAGCCGCGUCGCCUACGCAGCAGCAGCGCACGCUCCGAGUUUCAUGACGAGAAUGAGAUCGAGGGAGCGUCAGCUCAUCUGCCCGGUCAGAGCAUCAUUAUACCCACGAAGGGCUUCUCCGCCCAUGCGACGCAGUGUCUGGCGCAUGCCUCCGAGAUUGAGGUAGAGACGGGUCCCUAUUUUGGCGGUCGCAUCGUUGUCGACGGUGGCAAUUGUGGCAUCAAGGGCAAUGCCAAUGAUCCAGCUGAUAAAUAUACCAUGCGCAUCGAUCAUAAGCAAUGCGGCAGCAUGGUCAAGCCCGAGACGAACACCGUGGAGACCUUCAUCACAGUCCAAGAGAAUUUGGGCAUCUUUACGCACAGCACCAGGCGCUUUGUUGUCGUCUGCAGCUAUCAGUCGGGCAUGCAAACUGUGCGCGCCAGCUUUACGGUGCCCGGCAAGAAUGCAGGCGUGGCAGCCGCCAUCGAGCCCAACGAUCCCUUCCAGCCGGAUGAGGAGCGUUUGGGUCGGGAACUACGGCACAUGCGCUUUGUGAACAAAAGCGAACUGGUGCUCAAGGAAACGGAAGAGGAAUCCGUGGAGCAGCCGGCCUUGGUAAUGGAAACACAGCCGCCCGAGCCCCAGCAGCAGCAGGGACGCCAGCAGGGACGCGCUCUCAGCCUGGCCAGUCUGAAUGAGCUGAACGGCCUGGCGCAGUCGACGUUGGCGGCGCCGGCGCCGGCGCCAGAGCAGGCGCAGCUGAGCAGCAAGUAUGCCAAGCUGGUGGUGGAACAGGGGCCGGGCGCCUGGAUGUCCGAUCGGGCCCAGGCGGAUGCAAAUGAUGAUGAUGAGUUCUAUGCCGCCUCGCUGCGUUAUAUAAGCGCCAAUCUGGGCAGCGUGCUGGUAACUGUUUCCAUAUCUGUGAUAAUCAUCAGCAUUUGCCUCGUUCUGCUGCAACGUCAGCGAUUGCCCGGGUCGCAAUCGCAUUUGGCCUCCCUCAGCUGCCCCGCCGCCCAUCUGCCGCACAAGACGUUGCCCCGCGCACUGCAGCAACAGUAUCAGUGCACCUUGUAGAAGCCACCUUAACCCUGCUCCAACUAGCCGCCCCACUCCGACUUCUCCCCCCUUAGCUAUGCCCACUUGUCUUGCUGAAGCAGCACCAGGUUGCCGCCGGCAACUGUCUAACCCAUUUAGCUGAAGACGACUGCGCAUAGCCUGGGCCAGUGCCUCCUCCCGCUCCUCCUACAUCUCCUUCUCAGCAAGCUCUUCGACUUGGCAGCUGGCAACGGGUAAGCUGAACAAACGGUACUUACGGGAUCAGCAGUGGAACAUGGCGGAUGCAGCAUCCCACACGAAGCAACAGCUACUCUUGUACUGCGUUUGGUGAACCGUAAUUUAUGGAAAUUAACUAAAACGUAAUCUUAGCUCUACUCUAGACUAUUCCUAAACUGUGCAAAUCUAUAUGAUUACUAGGAAUACCUACUUUGAUAUACAGCGGAUUAGUGCUUAGUAUUUUAGCCUUAAACUAAGCUAAGUUUUUGUAUAAACUAUUUA
Drosophila novamexicana is the source of this 2025-nucleotide messenger RNA. RefSeq lists its product as uncharacterized. The record is from RefSeq and is a predicted model, not a curated record. The coding region runs from base 1 to 1545 and encodes 514 amino acids. Lineage: Eukaryota; Metazoa; Arthropoda; Insecta; Diptera; Drosophilidae. The transcript is spliced from 7 exons.